AGGCGUUGCUGACUGGCUGGAGUUAGUCGGAUGUAUGAUGCUGAUACUGGCACGUAGUAGAUAGUAAACCACGGAUUGAACAAACCUUGACAGCUUUUAUCUAUUUAUUUUCAUUUCAUAGGUGUGUAAUUCUUAGGUUGUUUCUGUGUAUGGGUAAUUACCUUAUGUAACUAAUCUAUUCGUUGAAUGCGAAUACAGUGGCUUCCUACAGUUCUUCCAAUAUGCAAGGAAACUCAAUUCCUGAUACAGGACACUGAUCCUUCCCCCGCUACCGAGCAAGCCGGUUAUGCCCUAUCCGGCCGCGUACAUAUUCAUGACAAAUCUACAACGUACAUAAAGACAUUCACCCCUCUCAAAGUCACCUAGACGGGGGCAAGUUUACAACCUACUCUAGUUCGAUAUUUGUAGACUGUAUGCUACCAUGAGUUCUGACAGUGUAAUCCAACCUUACCGGAUCGCGGUGCCAGACGCGGCAAUCGCAAGGUUGAGGAAAAAGCUUGAAUUGGCGACGUUCCCGCAAGAGACCAGCUUUUCCAAUGAUUGGGGCUACGGCGCGCCGCUCGAUGACAUUAAGAGGCUUGCAGGUGUUUGGAGGGAGACCUACGACUGGAAGCGCGCAGAGGCUGAUUUGAACGAGAAACUGCCGCAAUUUAUAACGAGGAUCGGUGUGGAGGGGCAUGAGGAUGAUCUGAAAGUUCAUUUCGUGCAUAAGAAGAGCGAGAAGUCCGGCGCGAUCCCAUUAUUGUUCUGUCACGGAUGGCCCGGGAGCUUCAUCGAAGUCUCCAAGAUCCUUCCCCUUCUCACUGCUAGCGAUAGAGACGACGAACCGACGUUUCACGUUGUGGCCCCUUCCCUCCCAAAUUUUGGAUUCUCGCAGGGAACCUCCAGGCCUGGGUUUGGAAUCCCACAGCAGGCGGAGGUAUGUCACAAGCUCAUGCUGCAACUAGGCUAUACGAAGUACGUCACACAAGGGGGCGACUGGGGGUUUAUGAUCUCUAGGGCUUUAGGGAAGCAAUAUCCGGCGCAUGUUAUCGGCUCGCAUCUGAACCUCAUUCUUACGCGGCCUCCGAGUCUUUUGUCCUCUCCUCUGCUGUGCCUGCAGUACGCGCUGGGGUGGUUCUCCGCCCACGAGAAAAUCGGAUUCCAGCGCACGAAGCAGUUCCGCGUUGACGGAGAUGGAUAUAGCCGCAUUCAGGGAACCAAGCCACAUACCCUCGGCAUUUCGUUGGCGGAUAGCCCCAUCGGGCUGUUGGCAUGGAUUUACGAGAAGCUGUGGGGUUGGACGGAUGCAUAUGGGUGGACUGACGAGGAGGUUCUUACCUGGAUUAGCGUAUAUGCGUUCAGCGAGGCUGGUGCGGAUGCAAGCGUACGGCUAUAUUAUGAAGUGACGCACAAAUCCAAGAGUAUGGACUCGCUGCUGGAAUGGAACGGAAAGGUGCCGUUGGGUUUAUCGUAUUUUCCAAAAGAUGUGAUCGUGCUGCCUAGUUCGUGGGGCAAGACUUUGGGACCGGUGGUGCAUGAGAAGCGGCACCAGACAGGAGGUCAUUUUGCCGCGUUUGAGAAGCCAGAGGAUCUAGUUGACGAUAUCAAAACGUUUGCAAAGACAGGCGGGCUUGGGGCGAAGCUAACCCUCUAAGCUCUGGGUGCUUUACCUAUUCAACUCCUACGGACUACCUACUAGGUAUAUAAAGUUUACUCCUACAACCUAUCAUUAGUAUUACCUACAUGGGUACAUAGUAUUUCAAAAAACACUAUCACGUCGUUAGGUGAGUUGAAAGCACUGUUAAUGUUAGGAGAUCUUGUCGAUUUCUUGCAUCUUCUUGCCCCUAAGACGCAGCAAGCUACCCACCUAGGUUAUACCUAAUAUCAUUGAAGUACAGAAAAUUUGGUAUAACCUAGAUAAUAUAUCGUAUUACUCAGACUGCCUCUAUUUCUACCUAGAGCUCAAGCUUCGCCUCCGCCAUAGAAUUUCAACAAUAC
Molecule: messenger RNA, 1980 nt
Organism: Annulohypoxylon maeteangense
Lineage: Eukaryota; Fungi; Ascomycota; Sordariomycetes; Xylariales; Hypoxylaceae
Product: alpha/beta-hydrolase
Exons: 3
Coding region: 422-1636 (404 amino acids)
Biological process (GO): epoxide metabolic process
Molecular function (GO): epoxide hydrolase activity
Source: RefSeq, a predicted model, not a curated record